AUGACAGGACUGAACGCGAUUGAACGACCUGUCAUUCACUCCAACCCAAAUAACGAGGCAUUAGAGAGGUGUAAACAACGUAUCGAAUUGAUUGCAAACACACUGCAAUUAGAAGGAUUUUCCCGAAUAGAUGCUUUUGUUAAUGUUGAUAGUGGAGAGGUGCUGAUUAUAGAGGUCAAUACUGUUCCUGGAAUGACUCCUUCCACCGUCCUUAUUCAUCAGGUUGGAUUCUCUCAUUCUAACAUUCUUCGAAGUGUUAUUCAUCAUGCUUGCUUGCGGUUCUCCACUCUCGCGUCACACAAUGAAGUAUCAGUUCAUUUGCCAAGAAGAUCGAAAUCCUUGCAGUUCGAUGAAGCAUUCAACAAAAGGGAAGGCAUUCAAAAUUUUUUUGUCUUAUUUGGAGGAGACACAUCAGAGCGGCAAGUCUCUCUUAUGAGUGGAACAAAUGUUUGGCUUAACUUGCAGGCAUUUGAUGAUCUUGAUGUAACUCCUUGUUUGCUUGCCCCCUCAAAUGACCAUUCUGAUGAUAGUUCCAGAGUGGUUUGGUCAUUACCUUACUCUAUUGUUCUGAGACACACUACAGAGGAAGUUCUUGAUGCCUGCAUAGAAGCAAUUGAACCAGCUCGGGCAGCUCUGACUUCUCAUUUGCGCAACCAAGUGAUGAAUGACCUCACGGAAGAGCGCAGAGGAGAGGAUAUUAUCUCCUGCAAAAAUGGGUACUUGAAAGAUAUGGAGGUUGAUGAGACUGUUUGA
Molecule: messenger RNA, 753 nt
Organism: Dovyalis caffra
Lineage: Eukaryota; Viridiplantae; Streptophyta; Magnoliopsida; Malpighiales; Salicaceae
Source: the annotation of a GenBank genome assembly